AUUAUGUCCGGUAGAGGAAAAGGUGGUAAAGGCCUUGGGAAAGGGGGUGCUAAGCGGCACAGGAAGGUUCUGCGCGAUAACAUUCAAGGCAUUACUAAGCCCGCUAUCCGCCGCCUGGCUCGUCGUGGUGGCGUUAAACGUAUCUCCGGGCUCAUCUACGAGGAGACUCGUGGGGUGCUAAAGGUUUUUCUGGAGAACGUCAUCCGCGACGCCGUCACCUAUACCGAACACGCGAAGAGGAAAACCGUUACUGCCAUGGAUGUGGUCUACGCGCUCAAGCGCCAGGGUCGCACUCUGUACGGUUUCGGCGGUUAGGAUUCCAACAGCCUUAGUUAGAACUUGCUCAAAGGCCCUUUUCAGGGC
Messenger RNA from Ornithorhynchus anatinus (platypus), 363 nucleotides. Its product is annotated as histone H4. Gene Ontology annotation, biological process: nucleosome assembly. Gene Ontology annotation, molecular function: structural constituent of chromatin; DNA binding; protein heterodimerization activity. Bases 4 to 315 code for a protein of 103 amino acids. The record is from RefSeq and is a predicted model, not a curated record. The transcript has a single exon. Gene Ontology annotation, cellular component: nucleosome. NCBI's taxonomy places the organism in Eukaryota, Metazoa, Chordata, Mammalia, Monotremata, Ornithorhynchidae.